This is a messenger RNA of Hippocampus comes (tiger tail seahorse), 700 nucleotides long. RefSeq lists its product as uncharacterized. The transcript is spliced from 4 exons. Lineage: Eukaryota; Metazoa; Chordata; Actinopteri; Syngnathiformes; Syngnathidae. The record is from RefSeq and is a predicted model, not a curated record. The annotation marks the transcript as partial.
GGCGUCCUCUUUACUGAAGACGUGAUUUCUUGGCACGUCCCCCGCCGUGUGACUCCCCUUCAGGACGGCAGCGUGAAGAUUCUAGAGAUGUACAUGGGCAUCAAUGGACAGCGUCUGGAUCGGCGUCAGAUGGCCGCACGUGGCUACGCUUUGUCCGCUACAGACUUCCACAUUGUCGUUGAGAUCCCCGUGGGUUCUCCUGAUGGCUACAACAAGAGCCAUGCCCCAGAUUACCAGUACCACAUCACCUACACAGUCGAGCCCAUGCUUGAAGUCAUGUGGCGGGCUGAGCGAAGCCAUGAAGAUACCAGAUAUAAAAUCCUGUUCCCCAUCACCACACCUCUUAUGCCCAGGCCACCCCAAGCUGUUGACUUUACUAAUGCAGAGGAGAGAUUGUUCGGCAUCCACGUGGGCACCUUCCUGGAUGAUGUGGAGCUGAAGAACAUCACGUUCUCUACUGGCACAUCCACUCUGGAAGAGUGCGUCGCAAAAGGCUUCAUUGUACAAGAGCACAGACAUCCUGGUGGUCUGAAGAGCUUCUCUCUGAAAGUUCCCUUUGUUGCCACUGAAGUCCUCAAACAUAAUCCCGAGCCCUUGGUGACAACCUACACACUUGCUCUCGUCUUUGGGUUCUUGAUUCAUCCAGAAGAAACGGCUUUUGCUCAUCCCGUGGAAUUUACUGCCUCUCUGCAGGAUGUUG